AUGCCCAACUUCAAAGCCAUCUUCACCAAAGCAUACUGGGCAUUUGCCAUCCUAGGCAUAAUAUGGGCAGCUUUCGUAGGGCUGUUAGUGAACCCUACGGCACAAAGACACGCUCUCUACGCCCAUAAGUUCCAGACUUCCUUCUUACAUAACGUUUCUAACCCUGAGGAAUUUGGAUUUGCGAAGGGCCAGGUUCAACCUUUCUGGCUUACUACUGCGGAUCAAGAGAAGCUGUUUUGCUGGCAUGUGCUUCCUUUAGAUGUUUAUCUUGAAAAUGAACACGAGCUUUACACUAAGGCUGUUUCAGGAGAAAUUGUAGAUGAGUUGAAGGGGACGGUUGGGGAGAAGCUGUUGAGUAGUGACCCGGAGAGCAGAGUCGUGGUUAACUUUCAUGGUAAUGCCGGUCACAUAGCCCAAGGACAUCGCCCAUCAGCUUACCGCUCCAUCUCCGGCAUCCCAAAAACUCACCUGCUUACCUGCGACUACCGCGGCUUUGGUCUAUCUACCCUAAACAAUGACCCUCACAUCCCUACGGAAACCGGUCUCAUAACUGACGCCACUUCCUUGAUAUCCUAUCUCAAUGACGACCUUGCUCACCCAAGCACCCGCACCGUCCUCCUAGGCCAAAGCUUAGGCACCGCCGUAACAUCAGCAGCAGCCCUCUACUUCACCCAACCAACAUCUGAACUAAUCCCUGCCAUCUCGCACCCAUCCACCAUGGCGAGUUCUAAACGGCAAUUUGAUGGGUUCGCUGGCAUAGUGCUAGUAGCGCCCUUUACCUCCUUGCCCCAACUCCUCAAGACAUACAAAAUUGGUGGCAUCUUCCCUGUCCUAAAACCACUACAAGCCUACCCCAGAAUAGCAAACUUUCUCACAUCUCGCAUCAUCGACCAAUGGCCCACACUUCUCCGUCUGCGGACUCUGAUCUCGGCACCUUCCAGCAAGAAGAACGGGUUCCACAUCACCCUCCUACAUGCGCGCAAUGACCAGGAUAUCACUUACUGGGAAUCCGAAGCCUUAUUCGGGCCACUGGCUUCUCAGAUGUUAGGAGAGGAAGGUGUCGUCGCAGAGGAAGAAAGAAGGACGAUUCAGGGUGGUGACAGAGUGAAGAGGGGGGCUUUUGCGUAUAAGAAGGUGGAGGAUGAUAAGGGGGAUAGAAUGGUGGAACUGGAGGUUGUGAGGUUUGGUGGGCACAAUGAGGUUGUUGGGUGGACGCAGGUUAGUCUUGCGGUCAGGAGGGCCUUUGCAAGAAAGACGUUGAGGCCGGGGUUGGACGUGGAGUAA
Molecule: messenger RNA, 1284 nt
Organism: Alternaria burnsii
Lineage: Eukaryota; Fungi; Ascomycota; Dothideomycetes; Pleosporales; Pleosporaceae
Product: alpha beta-hydrolase
Exons: 4
Coding region: 1-1284 (427 amino acids)
Source: RefSeq, a predicted model, not a curated record